ACGGUGCGUAACGUCCGUGUUUUCAUUCCCGCCAUCUGUAGCCGAUACCGAGCGACAUCGCAAUUAAGAGAACAAUGAAACAACGUCACUAAUAGAUAAAGCGAUGGUGAUGUGAUGACUCAAGCACGGGAACCCCUCAACAUAAUGGACGGGAAUCCGCCCAACUGCGACUUCUCUACGAAAACCAAACGGGGCGUCUACCUCUCCAAGAGUCUUGCCUUCGUCAUCCUCGUCAUUUUCGCUCUAGCCCUCGUGGCCACGUCUUUUCUAGUCUACAACUUCGCCGCAUGUCCGCAAACUGAUCAUUUAGCAAACGUUACCAAAUAUGAACUGACACAUUGCGACCAAUCAAAAUUAUUAGUGAUACCUUUAAAUACAGACAAAAGUGUUCUCACCGAAUCAAGUACUCCAAAUUAUACCAUAAACACAACAGAAGACGUUCCAACUGUGACUGACGUUAGACUACCAAAUAAUAUCAAACCUGAUAGAUAUUAUAUUGAGUUGACACCAUACAUUUUUGAGGGGAAUUUUACUUUUCAUGGCAAAACGAGCAUUGUGCUAACAGUUAAGAAUGAUACGCAGCAAGUGACUUUCCAUAGUGUUGAAUUAAAUUUUACUAGCAUAGAAUUGUUCGAACAGAGCGAAGGUAAGGCUUUGAAGAUUACCAGACGGUCUGAAGAUGUCCCGAGACAGUUCUGUAUAAUAACGCUAGCUGAAACGUUGAAGGCUGGGCAGCAGUAUGUAUUGAAUAUCACAUACACUGGCAUCUUGAAUGACAAUCUUCAUGGAUUCUAUAGAAGCUCAUAUGAAGAGAAGAACGUAACCAAAUGGAUAGCAGUUACGCAGUUUCAGGCGACCGAUGCCCGCCGCGCUUUCCCAUGUUGGGACGAGCCUGCUUUGAAGGCUCGCUUCACAAUAAGCAUUGCGCGGCCGGUUUACAUGACUUCCGUUUCAAAUAUGAAUAUUAUCAAGAGGGAUAAUCAUUCUACCUUGUCCGAUUAUGUAUGGGACCACUAUGCAGAAUCGUUGCCAAUGUCAACAUAUCUCGUCGCAUUCGCGGUCACAGACUUCGGCAGCAAAAGUGACCAGAACUUCACCGUUUGGGCAAGAAAAGAGGCAUUAACGUCUGCAGAAUACGCCUUGGAUAUAGGCCCGAAGAUAUUGAGGUUCCUCGAGGACUACUACAAAAUUACUUUCCCAUUGCCGAAGAUCGAUAUGGUAGCGCUACCGGACUUCAAAGCUGGUGCGAUGGAAAACUGGGGUCUACUCACUUUCAGAGAAAUAGCAAUGUUGUACGAAAGUGGUUCUUCGCCGACCACAGCGAAGGCGCGGGUGGCAGCGGUGGUGGCUCACGAGAUCGCCCACCAGUGGUUCGGCAACCUGGUGACGCCGGCGUGGUGGUCCGACAUCUGGUUGAACGAGGGUUUCGCCAGCUACGUCGAGUACGUUGCAGUAGAUGCUGUGGAGAAAACGUGGAAGUUAAUGGAGGUAUUCGUCUUGAAUGAAGUGCAGAGUGUAUUCAAACUGGACGCCUUGACGUCAUCGCAUCAAAUAUCGGUGGAAGUCGGCAACCCAGAGGAGAUUGGGGCGAUCUUUGAUAAAAUUUCAUAUGGAAAAGGCUCAGCAAUACUUCGAAUGAUGAACCACUUCCUCACUGAUGACGUAUUUAACGCUGGAAUUACUGAUUAUCUCAAUGCCAAAAAGUUUGGGGACGCGGAACAAAGGGAUCUGUGGAGUGCUCUUACAAACGCCGCUCGGAGGAAGGGUGCUUUUGAUGCUGACGUCGCCGUUGUGAUGGACUCUUGGACUCUUCAAACCGGCUUUCCAGUGUUAACCAUCUCGAGAAAUUAUAGCACAAAUGUGACACAGUUCAGACAGGAAAGGUUCGUCCUCAUCAACAAUACGUCGGAAGAACAAAAGCUUCCCGUCUGGUGGAUACCAGUUUCCUACACAACUGCUUCUGAAAAAGACUUCACAUCGACCAGACCGAAGCUGUGGUUAAGAGGCGAAAGAUCCAUCGAAGUUAACAAUAUUACUGUCAGUCAAGAUGAUUGGUUUAUAGCUAAUAUACAGCAAACUGGUUUCUAUAGAAUAAACUAUGAUCGUUACAAUUGGCAGUUGCUUGUUAAAGUGUUGAAUGAUCAGUCAAGAUUUGAAGACAUACAUCCGAUAAAUAGAGCUCAAAUUGUCGAUGAUGCUAUGAAUCUAGCUUUAUCUGGUCGACUGGACUACAGAACUGCCCUGGACAUCUCGAGCUACUUAAUCCAUGAGAGAAGUUAUGUACCAUGGAAGGCUGGUUUGGUAGCUCUGGGCUAUAUAGAUACAAUGUUAUCUAAAGGCGCAUAUUACUUGGAGUAUAAGCGUUAUGUCCUCAAUCUCCUAACGGAAGCUGUGAAGGACCUAGGCUGGGAGGUUACAGCCAAUGAGAGCGUUGUGAGAGCUCAGCACAGAGUAGACCUGCUGUCGACCGCUUGUCACCUGGAACAUAUGGACUGUAUGGAACACGCAGUCAGAAUGUACAACAGUUGGAUGAUGUCUGCUAAUCCUGAUGCUUAUAAUGAGAUCCAUGCAGAUGUCCGCAGCACAGUUUAUUGCGUGGGAGUUCAGGUGGGAGGCGCCCGGGAAUGGAACUUCGCUUGGGAGAGAUUCAGGGUUGCCAGUGCGCCGUCAGAGAGGGAAUUACUGCUAUCUGUACUUGGGUGUACCAGGGCACCAUACUUGUUGUAUAGAUACCUGGAACUGUCCCUACGCAAUGAUAGUGGCAUUCGUAAGCAGGAUACUGUGAGGGUCUUCUCUGCAGUGGCUGGAUCCGCUAUAGGACAGCCCAUAGCCUUCAACUUUGUUAGAGCUAACUGGCUGAGACUUAAAGAAUAUGUUGGAUCCGUGUCCACUCUCAACUCCAUUUUAAAAGUGGUGACCAGAAGAUUAAACCAGCCGCAUGAAUAUGAAGAGCUGAAGAGGUUCGUAGCUGAAUCGUGCGGCGAAUUAGGACGUCCGGUACAGCAAGUGUUGGAGAGGACUGCUGCAAAUGUUCAGUGGAUGGAGAGGAAUUACCAAACAAUAGUAGACUGGUUAUUAGCAGCUGAGAAAGGGGCCAAGAACUGGUGACCGAGCUGAUUCGGAACACCCGUCUAAUUGUAUGCUUCAUAGUGUACUCAUAAACUAGAGUUGGGCAAAGCAAUGAUGUUUUUGACGAUUGUCAAUUAAAUUUCGACUUUUUGUAUUAACAUAUAGUCAACAAUUUUGUGUACAGGAACAGGUGGUUAGUAUAGUCUUUCCAGAAUUUAACAAAAUAAAACCGGAUGAAAUAGAAUCGAAGUUAUCACCAGUCUCUAAACUAGGCCGAACCUAUAAAAUAUAA
This is a messenger RNA of Achroia grisella, 3361 nucleotides long. It is a transcript of the gene superdeath, whose product is annotated as aminopeptidase N. NCBI's taxonomy places the organism in Eukaryota, Metazoa, Arthropoda, Insecta, Lepidoptera, Pyralidae. Gene Ontology annotation, biological process: proteolysis; peptide catabolic process. Gene Ontology annotation, molecular function: metalloaminopeptidase activity; zinc ion binding; peptide binding. The transcript is spliced from 14 exons. The record is from RefSeq and is a predicted model, not a curated record. Gene Ontology annotation, cellular component: cytoplasm. Bases 115 to 3108 code for a protein of 997 amino acids.